UCUAGCCAUCAAAACAAAAUGGUAUUGAGGAAUUGGUUUGCUUUAGUAAAGGACGCUACCUCACGCACAGAUUUAUUCGAUAUUAAAUCUUCAAAAACAGUUGUUAGAGUCCAUAAAAUUAUUCGAAUUGAACACUGAAUCCACGAUGGCUGGAAUAUUGCCUUCACCACCAAGUUCUCCUUGUGCUACAUCUGAGGAUGAUCUCGUGAGAAAUCUAAAAGCAGGAUCUGUUAAGCUCUCUACUGCUGGUGAUUUAGAGGCAGUAGAAUCUCUAUUAGCAAUGAGCAAAUGGUCACCUCCAAGUCCACCCCAGUCCGAAAGUAGAACUCGUUUUGAUGAAUACGAGCUCAGUUCAACUGAAGAUGAUGUGGAAUCUACCAAAUUUGAACAUUUAUACGAAGAUUUCUCUCAAAAUCAGAGAACGACCCUGGAUAGCAAUUUUUCGAACCGAGUGCAAUUUCAAGGCAUCACCAACCAAAUGCCAAUCACCCAGGCAUCAAUACAUAAGCACAAAGGUGCACCAACAGCAAUUGUUAUACUGUGCCCAGUUCCACAAGCAAGUACCAAAACAUUCGGGAAAAGCAGUCAGAACAGCUAUGCAAACUCUAACGACAAAGUAUCUUCAAGCAGUGAUCGCCAGAGAAAUCAUAUAUGUACCUAUGAAAACUGUGGAAAAUCAUAUCUCAAAAGUUCCCAUCUUAAAGCUCAUAUUCGCACUCAUACAGGUGAAAAGCCAUUUAGCUGUGAUUGGGAAAAGUGUGAAAGGUCAUUUGCACGAUCAGAUGAACUAGCAAGACACAGAAGAACACAUACGGGUGAAAAAAGAUUUGGUUGUCCGUUAUGUGGUAGGAGGUUUAUGCGUUCAGAUCAUCUGACCAAACAUGCAAAAAGGCAUCUUGCUACAAAGAAAAUACCUGGCUGGCAACAGGAACUGAAUAAGUUAAAUGAAUUUGCAGCUUCAAUGACAUUUCAGUACCCAACAAAUAUUGAAAAAACUCAAAUCAGUCCUUCAGAAAAAAGAACUCUUAAGGUUAUAAAGCCAGGGAAAUGUUUUUAAAGGCAACACAGAGAAUAUAUCAGUUAAAUGAUUGGCUGGAGA
Messenger RNA from Rhopilema esculentum, 1099 nucleotides. RefSeq lists its product as uncharacterized. Gene Ontology annotation, molecular function: DNA-binding transcription factor activity, RNA polymerase II-specific; RNA polymerase II cis-regulatory region sequence-specific DNA binding. Gene Ontology annotation, biological process: regulation of transcription by RNA polymerase II. The record is from RefSeq and is a predicted model, not a curated record. NCBI's taxonomy places the organism in Eukaryota, Metazoa, Cnidaria, Scyphozoa, Rhizostomeae, Rhizostomatidae.